AUUGCUUUUUGGAUUCCUCCGGGACAAAAAUAUCAGCGAUGAAUGUAAAUUACAGACCAUGUAAAAUCACUGGCCAAAUAAGUCCACCAAAUGGAUUACUCCUGUCAUUUUUGCCACAGGAAUAAUAAUAAGAAUCGCUCAUAAAUAAUCUGUUUAUCCUUUUUCUUUUCUUUUUUUUUCCUAGGUUAUAUAUAAAUGAUGUAUAUUAAUAUCAUUGGCUAGAAUCAACUUCAAUCUUUAUCAUUGUGGUAAUUUAGUCAGCGAAAAUUACUAGGAAGUUAGAAGUCUUUACGUUUUGCUUCUACUUCUUAGUGGCUUUCUUAGUGGAGGCCACAAAUAAGACCUGGAUCUAAUACCUGCAGAGAAACAGAAGAAACCGAUGCAGAAAGGCUGAGGCUUAACAUUGAAGAUUACACCAUCCUUAUAUACUCUGCCUUUACUGCAGGAGGGUAUAUUAUGGUAUUAUUCUUCUUGACGAUCUGGUAAUCUCCAUAUAUCGAAGAUAGCCUUGUUCUUAAUUCUCUAUACCAGAUGGUUAAUGUGCUCAUAUUCCAAAAAGAAUAUACUCUUUGCCAACUUCGUUGGUACCCAUUUGCUUAAACCAACUCUUCUUUCAGUUUUAAUGUUUUUUAUAAGAUUCUAGAACAAAAUCUGUUUCUUGGUAUAUGUUGGAAACCUGUAGAAAAUAGCUUAUUUUCAAGUGUCAGGCUAAUGGGUGUGAGAAGGUUGCAAGAUUGUGAACAUGGAACCAAAGCUGUGGUCUUUUCAAGCUCCGGGAUAAAGAUUCGAUGGGGUGCUAAUGAGAGUAGUUCUCAUGCCACAAGAUUCUUUGCAAGCGUUGGCCGGUUAGGAAUGGGAAUUGGUGUUUCACCAAAUACUCAAAAUCCUCAGCUCAAUGGCCCAAAACUUCUGACCACAAAUUCAUAUAUGAGAUAUGUGACCAUACCUGAAUCAGGUUACAGGGUUGGAUGGGUUCCAGAGUUGAUGGAAGAAAAAGCAGAGGAGGUUGGAAGAGUGGUAGAAAGGAGCAAAAUGGGUGGUCUGAAACUGAAGAUUAAGAUUGGGAAUCCAUCAUUAAGGAGGUUGAUUAGCGGGGCAAUUGCUGGUACUGUGUCACGCAGUGCAGUUGCACCGUUAGAGACAAUGAAAACACACUUGAUGGUUGGGAGUUGUGGGAACUCCAUAACUGAAGUGUUUCAGUCUAUCAUGGAAAGUGAAGGAUGGAAGGGCUUAUUUAGGGGGAAUUUGGUUAAUGUAAUUCGGGUUGCACCUAGCAAGGCAAUUGAGUUAUUUGCCUACGAUACGGUUAAGAAUCACUUGACUCCAAAACCAGGAGAAGAUAGAAAACCUCCCAUUCCAGCCUCUUCUAUUGCAGGUGCUGUUGCUGGAUUUAGCUCCACCUUGUGUACAUACCCUCUCGAGUUGCUAAAAAACAGACUAACCAUCCAGAGAGGAGUAUAUAAGAACCUUUUAGACGCCUUCUUCAAAAUUGUAACAGAGGAAGGGCCUGCAGAAUUAUACAGAGGCCUAACACCAAGUCUGAUAGGAGUAAUACCAUAUGCUGCAACCAGUUAUUUUGCAUAUGACACAUUGAGAAAAGCAUACAAGAAAGCUUCUGAUCGAGAAGAAAUUGGAAACAUUACAACUCUUUUGAUGGGUUCUGCAGCUGCUGCAAUUUCAAGCAGUGCAACAUUCCCAUUAGAGGUGGCUCGGAGACAGAUGCAAGCUGGGGCUUUUAAUGGGAGGCAGUAUAACAACUUGCUUCAUGCUCUUAUAAGCAUACUUGAAAGAGAAGGAAUCCCAGGUCUGUACAGAGGAUUGGGACCAAGUUACUUGAAAUUGGUUCCUGCUGCUGGGAUAUCUUUCAUGUGCUAUGAAGCUUGCAAGAAGAUACUUACACACAAAGAAGAGGAAUUUUAAUUUCCAUUUCAAUACCCUUAAAAAAAUAUUCAGUUUUGAAAUUUUUUUUUUUUUUUUUAGGUGUUAUGCCAUUUUGUGAAUUUUCAGUUAAGAUCAUGAAGUUCUUUAAAAUGAUGGCAAUUAAGAUCUUCCACAUAUAAUUUGUACCAACCCUUUUUCUUUU
Messenger RNA from Ziziphus jujuba (common jujube), 2083 nucleotides. RefSeq names its product adenine nucleotide transporter BT1, chloroplastic/mitochondrial. The transcript has 3 exons. The record is from RefSeq and is a predicted model, not a curated record. The coding region runs from base 712 to 1920 and encodes 402 amino acids. NCBI's taxonomy places the organism in Eukaryota, Viridiplantae, Streptophyta, Magnoliopsida, Rosales, Rhamnaceae. Gene Ontology annotation, biological process: transmembrane transport.